AUGCCUGCUAACCAGUCUCCUGCGACUCUCGAUCCUUUUGUGGAUGUCAAAGGUCCUGAAAGGCAUCAGAUCGAUAGCCGUCGUACCCCAGUCUCUCUUUCAGAGCAUCCAGGCCAUGAGAAGAACUCUUUUCCAUUCGCUCACGCCGAAAUUUCGCCCAGGGAGCAGCCACUGACUAUGGUUCACAAAAAUGACGAAAACAUCCAAACUGGCGAUGUCUCCAAGGCGACUGACAAAUGGCGUGUAUCUACUCCGCUGGGAGGUGCUAGACCUACUCCAGACAGCCGCAGUUCAAUCCCUGUUGCCGUCCGUAGACGCAGCGUCACCGGAAUUAUCGACACAUUUGAGACCGAAUCGUCCAAAAGUCCUGUCAUUGGAGCCAAUUUCCCCUACAGAACUCAUGCCUUUGGAUCCCGUAUCCCAGUCACUAAGAGAAGCGUCUCCGAGUCUGAAGCUACCCAGGGAAGAACCAGGGAGCUUGUGCACCCGCUAUCUGACUCUUCAUCGUCGGUCGAGGACUGGGAUUUUGGCUCGGACGACGAAGUCAAGCCGGUGAGAACCAUCUUCACUGGUGAGUAUCGGACCCGUCCGCGUCUCUCCUCCGCGGCCAAAAUGACCAACGAUUCAGCCCGGUCUCCUUCAUCGAUCACUCAGAGAUCCAGUCCAGCCAGAAUCAGAUAUGUGGAUCUGCCUGAACCCAGCGGCGCAACAUCCCAACAACCAAUCCCGCAAAGCACUACACCGGUAUCCCAAAAUACACAGAGUAGCAGUGACAGCACUCCCAAACCGCGCAACUUUAGCCGGCCGCAGAUCACUUUCGAAAUGCUCACUAAGAAUCCCCAAACUAGUGCAAAAGGUACCUGCAAGCCAACUGAAGCCACCACUCCUCCCAGCACCGAACAGUCUACCUCCGUGGCUCCCAUCGCUACCAUCCCCGAGCAAAGCGUCUUCCGUCACAGCAGUGGCUCGUCGCCCAGCCCACACCCUCCACGCAAGUCAUCUCUCGGUGCGAUGACCAAUCUUCCCACGCUUGCAGAGCCAUCUAGUCCCCUCCCCGGCCCCAGCGAUACUGAAGCACGCAAGGUCACGUUCGACGACAUCGUGCCGGGGGGCCCUGAGCGGGCCAAGAGCCCCUCAAAAGGCAGUCGGGUCCUGGGUGGCUUCCGCAACAUGUUCAAGAUCAAGGGCAAGGAAGACAAAGUCUACCCUUCGGCCUCGGCACGCCAGAAUCCGCCGUCGGCGCCGUCGCCUGGUCGUGGGUCGGUGCGGUCUAUGGACACUCUCGUCCAACCCACCGGCGCCCCCGACCCCCGAAUCCGCAGGGUGCAAUCUGCGCUCACUUCCACUGGAAGCCCGCAGCACCCUCGGGCGUACCGUCGGUCUGGGAUGACGUUCUCUCCGGGAGGGCCCCGCUCGGUGAGGCCGGCCCAGGCCGACGGCAAAGGGGUUGAGGGCGCGCGAGCGUGCAUUUAUAAGGUGUGCGCUCGCGCCCGCGACGAGACGACGGCGGGCAGGAGGGAGCAAUUCCUCCAGUUAGCCUUGUCGCUCCAGCAGCAGCUGGGUGACUACCAGGCGGCAGAGCGGGAGGCGGCCGAAGCCGAAGGGCAGGCGAAGAAGAAGGAGGAGAAGAAGGAUGAGGCCGGCGCUGUUCUUCGCGAGCAGCUUGCCCAGGCCCACGCCCAGCUGAACCAGCAGUAA
Messenger RNA from Aspergillus candidus, 1698 nucleotides. RefSeq lists its product as uncharacterized. Bases 1 to 1698 code for a protein of 565 amino acids. The record is from RefSeq and is a predicted model, not a curated record. The transcript has 4 exons. Lineage: Eukaryota; Fungi; Ascomycota; Eurotiomycetes; Eurotiales; Aspergillaceae.